ACUGAGCAUACCACAGCAGGUAUAUAUUACCAAUACGGAAGUGCGAAUCUUAGUACACGAUGUGGUAUACGCGAAUUCAUUAUCUGUACAUUGUGUGCGUAUUUCCAAGUUUAUGAGGACCUUUACGAGGUACAGGCUACACCCUGAGUGUACCGCAGCACUCCUAACUAAUAACUUAAUAGACUCACGAAAGUUGUGACGAAUUUUGAAUUAAAGCUGAAAUUUCAAUGUUAUUUAUUGAUGCUGAAAGAUUUUGCAUUUUGGUGUGGUCUUGUGUUGUGGGGGCGGAAAGCCGGAGUACCCGGAGGAAACCCCACCUGUCCGGUAUGGUGACCACCAACCAAAAUCACAUGCUUAUGGGAACAGGAAUUGAACCCGAGUCGCCUAGGUGAGAAGCGAGUUUACCAACCACUGCUCUAGCCGGACAGCCUUAUUUGUCUGUAUGUGUGAUCGAAUAUUUAAAUAAGAUCGUUUACCGACACGGAUAACGUGACAACUAAACGUAGAGACUAGAGGGUAGAAGCAGGAAAUGGAAUUCGUACAUGCCUUUCUGGGCUAGACGUAAAGGGCAAGAUGGCAGAUUUAGAAGAAUUGGCUUGCAACUGGUCGCUGCUACCUUCAGAUGUAGUAGUUCAUGUGUUUUCAUUUUUACCCAUGAAAGAAAGGAACAGCGUGUCGAGGGUGUGCAAAGCUUGGCAUCAAGCUUUUGGGCAUCCAUACCUGUGGCAUAGUUUCGAUUUCUGGUUCCUUUUGCCUUCCCAUGUCCGUUUAUUGGAAGGGCUCAUCAAGUAUGGUCGAUAUAUUAAAUCUGUAUUCAUAGGCGUGAACCAAUUGUCACAAGUGAACCGUGAAAAUGCAUGUGCCCUUAUGGAUCAACUUUCAAAAAUUGGUAAACGAAGGUUGACAAGAAUAGAAAUCGUGUUCACAGGGGAAAAUCCAUUGUUUUACUCUGGACAAGAGUUUCUGGAUGGUCUUUUUAAAUUAUUUUCGCCGGUUUCAGAAUCAAUAGAACCACCAUUAAAUACAUUAUCUCAUGUAGAUCUAUGUGGUAUAACAGUUCCGAUUGAUGACAGAUUGAUUAAUAUUCUUGCCGAUAAUCACAAAGGACUGCAAUACUUUGACAUUCAAAACAAAGUUAUUGUGUGCAAGGUGACUCCUGGAUGCAUUUUGCGGCUUGUAAAAAUAUGCCGCUAUCUUUUAGACCUUAGGCUCUAUCAUUGCAGCAUGUCAGAUUAUAUUCUAGAUGCAUUUACAAAAGAAAACAGAGAAAAAAAUAUUGAGCAUCUGUCGAUAAUGUGCAGAAGGGAGGACAAAUUUGGCACGGACCUUUCCGCAAUGGCGUGGAAGAACUUGGCCUCUGCAAACCCGUCUUUUAGGGUCACGUUAGGGUUUGACCACACAUGUCCAUUCAAUAUCAUCCCGAUAAUUAUGAAACCAGUGAUUCCUGUACGGACUUUGAAGCUUGAGACGUUUGCGGAAUGUCAUGAAGAGGUAACACUGGCAGCUAUGUACUAUAGCUCAACCCUAGUAAAAUUAGUGUUAAGGACAAGAAAUACCAUGGUAUUGGAAGAGGCGUUGAUAAAAGUAGCACAAAGCUGUACCUUAUUGAAGGCUUUGUUAGUGUUUUGCGUUGUUAGCGAGGAAACUAUUGAAGAAAUCUUCCGUUUACACCCAGAUAUGAAAACCCGUGGUACCUUUAUUCUGAAGUCUGUUGUUGAACCUGAGCCUUGGGUGGUUGGAGUGGAGGAAGGGGAUUAAUUGUGCCAUUAUCAACAUAAUUAAAAAACUUUAUUUAACUUGUCAGUUUUAUUUUUGUUUUGGACUUGUGUUAGAUAACAAUUAUUAAAUCUGAAAUACUAA
This is a messenger RNA of Dreissena polymorpha, 1860 nucleotides long. Its product is annotated as F-box/LRR-repeat protein 3-like. The coding region runs from base 574 to 1758 and encodes 394 amino acids. Gene Ontology annotation, molecular function: protein binding. The transcript has 3 exons. NCBI's taxonomy places the organism in Eukaryota, Metazoa, Mollusca, Bivalvia, Myida, Dreissenidae. The record is from RefSeq and is a predicted model, not a curated record.